Messenger RNA from Carassius carassius (crucian carp), 3311 nucleotides. RefSeq names its product INSYN2B protein-like. Bases 458 to 2005 code for a protein of 515 amino acids. The record is from RefSeq and is a predicted model, not a curated record. The transcript has 4 exons. Lineage: Eukaryota; Metazoa; Chordata; Actinopteri; Cypriniformes; Cyprinidae. Gene Ontology annotation, cellular component: postsynaptic density. Gene Ontology annotation, biological process: inhibitory postsynaptic potential.
UACGAGACGCUCAGUUCACCAGUAGAUGUAAGGAGAGACAGAUGUGCUUGUGUGAGAGAGACAGAUCAUAAACACAGACAAGAGAAAAUCACACAGACGGACAUAAGAAAGAAGAACAGAGGCACAAGGAAGAGUCUGAUCUCACACAGGAAUAUAGGAGAAACAGAACGAGUGAAUGAGAGAGAGAUGAAGAGAUGAAGAACAGUCCGUUCACCUACAAAACACUCUGUGAUUAAGUCAGGUAAACGACGAAUUUGGAGACUAAAAAGUGACACUGGACACUGGACUGACGUAAAAAAUGGAUUUCUGACCAAUGUGAUUAUUUCUAAUGCUGUGGAAUACAAUUUCCCAAAACACACAGUGGAAUAAUUAUCUUUGUUUUAGAUAGUAUGCUUACAAACAAAGGCCACACCUCCUACAGUUCCUCCUCAGGGGGCUGAGCCAAUCAGCAGAGGUCAUGGGCCGUAGGGCAGCUGACACAUCCAAUGCAGUGCCGGCGCUAGAAGUACCUCUAGCUGGUGGGCAGGCCGUCCUGUCUCAAAAAUGGGGCCCUUUGUGCAGUGUUGGCGUCCAAACGUCGCCAGGCCUCCGCUCACUUCCGUCAUUGAAGAAGAAGACUCAAACGGUCAGUACGACCAACGGACCAACUGUCGAAACCAUGUCGCUGGAUCGGGCAAGGCGUUUUGAAGUUAACGGAAGGCACGUUGUCAAGGCGGCGUCCAGGAACCAUGUGGCACAAGACAGGACAUCCCAGGAGAGUGAGGUGUACUGUCAAAUUAAAGCCAAUCCAAACCAAUUCAGGCCAAGGGGGAGUUUAAAAAGAACCCCUCGAUAUGUUAACGGAAGUAUUGUUGCAUCUGAGGUGGUGGGUGGAGUUUGCAGCGAAGGGGCUGAAUCUGAGGAAGCGAGACGGCAGAGUCAAACAAUGACGCAUGAAUGUAAGCGAGGUCAGUUGCUGAAAGGUGAGGCAUCCAGGCCAACCACUGACUCAUACACCACGCCCCCUCACCCAUGUCGCAUGAUGCCGUCAUCACCCAGACUGUGCGCCAGCUGUGGGCGGAGGCAGUCUCAAGCCCCACCUUGCAUAACACCUGCUUGUCAGAAACGAGCAGCCAGUCAUGUUCAAGCGACCAUGACGCUUCCGCCGCUGCUGAGGAAAGGCUGUUCGCCUUGCUUGCAGAAACAAAACUCCACGGUUGCACAGCCAACAUACACGCAAAUUGCCAAUCACACAAUGCAAAACGCAUUCUCCACCCCCUUACAAUCCAACAAAAAAGAUCCAAAAACAGAAGCAUUUACACAGUCUGAAAAGGCCAAAAACGACUUGACAAUGCAACACACGCAAACACGAGUCAAAACAGAAUCAAUCGCACAACUCACAUCGCAAGACAGGAAGAACAAGUGUACGACCACACAAAAGCACAAAUCCGCCACACCCACUCUUCCACCAAAGCAAGACUUGAAACCAAUACAAGUCAAAUAUAAACCAGUACCUCCAGAGCUUCUGAUUGGCUCAGGGGCGGGGCCUAAACCACAACCCCCGCCCACCCCUCCACCAGAACCUGAAACUGAGACAGAAACCGACUCUAAAGACACUCAUCCACCUCCAACAGAUGAUAUCCCACAAUCCAAUGGUGCACCUGGCGUUCUACAUGGACUGCUGCAGAAUGUAGAAGAAAACCUGCUGUAUAAUCAGGAAAAGAUCAAAGUCCUUCUCAAUGUCAUUCAGGACCUGGAGAGGAACAAAGCAAUGAGUGAAGGGCGUUGUUCUUACAGAACAGGUCAGGACAUCAACAACUGCUCAACCUGCCAGAAAACAGCCUGCAUCAUAUACAGUGUGGAGCACGACUUCCGAGUGCAGGAGGGACAAUUUCAUAGCAUUCUGGAAGCCUUGGAUGAAGCAGAGUACGAUGUUCCCGCCCCCGUCCCAAAGCCCGCCCACAUACAACCUCGAACCAAGAGCCGCGUCAAGAAACUGCGAAAGAAGUGUUUCUGGUGGCUGUAGAGAACCAUCAGCAUGGAGAUCUACCGCGGUUUAGAUUGUAUAAGUACUUUCAUUGGCAUUCAUGGAAGAUGCCACCAGCAUCACCGCUGUCACAGAGAAUGUCGGAAAAUAAAACUGUUGGACCAUGAGCUUCAUAAUACAGUCCAGCAUAGAGGAUUUGUUAAAACGUUGCUCCUACUGAACGGAUUACGCUUCAAAAUAACUGUAACAUUUUGACGAAAUUCUCAAAGCCCAGGCUGAACCAAAAGCUCAUCUGACAUCCUGAAAACUUGAGGACAAUUUAAAACCCAAGGAGACCCAGAAGACCUCGCGUCUAACCAGUCAAUAAAUCCCCUUCAUAGUGUCUGACAGAGGCGGAGUGCAGUCGAUAUCCCUCUACGCUGACGUACAGAGUGUUAUCCUGAUGGAGAUUCUCUGUCUCAUCUCCUCAUCACCGUUCUCUGACCUUUGUGUGGAUGGCUUUGGUCCCCGACUAAUGAAUGUCUAACGCUAUGUUCCCAAACUUAGUGAUCUGCCUACAUACACAGCAUGUUAAGGAAGCGGUAGUUGAGCUCCCCAUCCAAAGGCAGUUCCAAAAUAGGUCGUCUUAUAAGAUACAACCACACUGCAUUGUCCUUAAUGGUUUAACAACCAUAACAACUAAGUUAAACUUACUGUUUAAAUAAAUCGUUCAGCCGAAAAUGGAAAUUUGCUGAAAAUGAACUCACCCUCAGUCCAUCAAAGAUAUAGAUGAGCUUUCUUUCUUUCCCCAUGGGAAUAAAUUUGGAGAAAUGUAGCAUUACAUCACUUGCUCACCAAUGAAUCCUCUGCAGUGAAUGGGUGGCGUCAGAAUGAGAGUCAAAACAGCUGAUUAAAACAUCACCAUAAUCCACAAGUAAUUCACACCACUCCAGUCCAUCAAUUCAUGUCUUGUGAAGUGAAAAGCUGUUUCUGAGAAACAAAUCCGUCAUUAAGAUGUCUUCAACUUCAAGCUUCUAGUUCUGGCCAAAUGAUGAGUCCAUAAUUUAUAAUGAGCUUUCUCCAGUGAAAAAGUCCAUCCCCUGUUGUCCUUUCACAUCAAAAUCCACCCACAUAACUGUUUAGAACUGUUUUGGGCUGUGUUUGCUCAAAAACUGUGAGCUGUGCAUAUUUCUCUUCUGAUCCAGAUGAGAUGACUUUUUCACUGGAGGAAGCAAUAUUAUGGAUUAUGGGCUGUUGUUUUAAGAUGGAAAACAAUGGUUUGAAGAUAAAACCAUGGAGUGAUAUCUUAAAAAAAUGCAGAUUUUCACUUCACAAGAUGUUAGUUGAUGGACUGGAGUGGUGUGAA